AGAUAAAAAAAAUUUAUCUGGCAAUACUGUCCGGUGCUUUAAACUUCAAAUCGAAAGCAGCUGUAAUUUAUAGGUUAGAAGAACGUCAUUGAAAUAAAAUUAAAUAGAAUUGAAAUUUCAAAGAUGUCUGGUUCACUAACUGGACUAAUUAGCCAUACACGAAAGGUACAGAGCUUAUAUAAGCGAGCCGUGAGAUCUUUAGAAGAUUGGUACGACAGAAGAGAAGUCUUUAGGUAUCAUGCAGUUUUGAUGAGAAAAAGAUUUGAUGACAAUAAAAAUAUAACUGACACCAGAAUUGCAAAAGAACUUAUAGCAAAGGGAGAGGAAGAACUGUUUAAAAAUGAACAUUGGCACCCACGGAAAUUCCCUGAGUCUCCUGGGGGUGUGGCUUUUGGAAGGGUAGUUACCCCUCCAGACUGGGUAGUAGACUACUGGCACCCUCUAGAAAAAGCUCAAUAUCCUGAGUAUUUCGCUCGACGAGAGGAAAGAAAGAAGGAAUAUGUGAAAUUGUGGGAGCAGAAAUAUGGAAAAUCUUCAUCAUUCAAUCCUCCACACUGAACUCUCACAUAUACCUACAAGUGAAACAUAUUGUAUAGGAAAUCCCUUGGUAGUUCAAACACAUUAAAUAUUUGAUUAACGGAA
Leptinotarsa decemlineata (Colorado potato beetle) is the source of this 642-nucleotide messenger RNA. RefSeq names its product NADH dehydrogenase (ubiquinone) B22 subunit (gene ND-B22). Lineage: Eukaryota; Metazoa; Arthropoda; Insecta; Coleoptera; Chrysomelidae. Gene Ontology annotation, cellular component: respiratory chain complex I. Gene Ontology annotation, biological process: mitochondrial electron transport, NADH to ubiquinone. The record is from RefSeq and is a predicted model, not a curated record.